Molecule: messenger RNA, 1948 nt
Organism: Selaginella moellendorffii
Lineage: Eukaryota; Viridiplantae; Streptophyta; Lycopodiopsida; Selaginellales; Selaginellaceae
Product: mitogen-activated protein kinase kinase kinase YODA
Exons: 8
Coding region: 227-1918 (563 amino acids)
Biological process (GO): protein phosphorylation
Molecular function (GO): protein kinase activity; ATP binding
Source: RefSeq, a predicted model, not a curated record
GAUCCAGGGCGGCCGUGUAGGGGAGAUAGCGAGAUCCUAGCUCCGCGCUUCUAGGUUUGUGGCAGCGAUUUCGAUACGGCAUUGGGAUAGAGUGAUGGAUUUGCCGUGCGCGAGCCGGGAUUUCGCAAUGGCCGAGUGACGGCGCGCAGAUCUUGGCCAGGAAUCUCAGGCGGAUCUUGGCCAGGAAUCUCAGCCAGAUCUUGGCCAGUGGAAUCGGCAGCGCGCGAUGGAAGAUCAUCGGCUGCCUACGAAGAUCGCGAAAUGGAUCUUCAAGCACGGCCAGUGCAACGGGUCGGCUGUGGUGUCGCCAUUGCCAGUAGAUGGGAAUUCCGGGGAAGAGCUGAGUCGCCGGGCUCGCAGAAGGCUUGGCAAGCGAGGCGAGGAGAAGCUUAUAGGGAUCCUUGGAGCUGAGAAUCACGAAGAACGGCGGCAAAUCAGAGCUUUCUUGGCGCAGCAGCGCGUUAGAGACGAUGAUAUGGACACAACCGAUGAGAGCUCCGAGUUUGAUCGGCUAGAGCGGAGAAGCCCGCUCCAUGCUGCCUUCAGGCCUAGAGCUCCAGUCAGAAGCGGUGGAACUACUCCUCCUCGAUUUUCCAGGCCAGCUUUCCAGCGUCAAGAAGGUUUCUCCAGUGCCACUACUAGCAGCAGCUAUACAAGGAGUGACUUGUCGAGUGUUCUUCAGUACGAGAGAACGCCGCCAUUGUCACCCUCGAGCGUCUACUCGGGUCAGUCAUCUUCGCCUUCUUCUUACCAACAUCACAGCCGAGAAAGAGUCCGUGGCAGCCAUCUCCAAUCGCUUUUGUGUCCUCGGCCACUUCCUCUAUAUCCUUCGAACCAGCGGCAGCAGUUCCAUCAUUCCAGGGGGUAUCCAGGGACUCCCAGGAACGUCUUCACGAACCACCUUUACUCUCCAGUUGGUACUGCUGGCUCUGACGAGGAAGGGAUUUUUGCAAGGGCGUACCAAGAUCCUCCGAGGCGUUCUGACGAGGAAGGGAUUUUUGCAAGGGCGUACCAAGAUCCUCCGAGGCGUUCUUUCACUCAACCAGCCAGGCCAUCGGUGACUUUCGGAUUCUCGGAGCCCCAGUCUCCCUACAUGUCUCCUCGGAUGAACAUGACGCAUCAGUCUCCAUAUCCGGCUUACUGUCCCUCACCUCGACCGAAAGUCGUCCUCUGCGAGAAGCUCGGCUGUGGUUCUUACUCGGUCGUCUACAGAGGAGAAAACACACAAACGGGCCAACAAGUCGCAGUGAAGGUUCUCCAUGACGACGAAAGGUUAUCACCAAAGGAAGUUUCUGUUCUAAGUCGGCUUGAUCACGAGCACAUUGUCAAGUACAUCGGGACCACGACACUGGGAGACGGCAGAGCUGGCAUUCUGCUAGAACUCAUGAAGUGCUCGCUCGCAUCGGUGAUAAAGGAGUCGAAUGGACUGGACGAAAGUAAACUUCGUGUUUACACGCGACAAAUUCUCAGUGGACUGGAGUAUCUCCAUCGCAUGAACAUCGUUCACAGGGAUGUCAAGUGUGGAAAUAUUUUACUGGACCCCAACGGGAAAGCCAAGCUCGCAGAUUUUGGUCUUGCAAAGAAGAUUGAUUAUUCGGUUGCAAAGUCGUGCAAGGGAACUUUUGUUUACAUGGCUCCAGAGGUUCUCUUGACAGAAGGAACCUACGGUCUCGCCGCGGACGUGUGGAGCUUGGGAUGCACAGUGAUCGAAAUGGCGUGUGGAAAGCCGCCGUGGAGCGGUUUCGGGAUGAUGCCAUUCUACGAGAGAAUGAGAGACGGCUGCUCCCCACCGAUUCCUCCCAAGAUGAGCACCGAGGCCGUGAGUUUCAUCAACCUCUGCCUGACCAGAGACCCGAGACGAAGACCUAGCGCUGCGGCACUGCUAUCGCAUUCCUUCUUCCAAAAGUGUAAAAUAUGAAAUAAUAAAACCUCCAACUCCCUCAAAUUA